UGAAUUUUCCUCCCAGCAGGCACUUGGGAAAACUUGUCCUGACGGAUGCGUAUCACUCCCGCACAAAAACAGAAGCAUGCUGUCAACAAUUCAGAAUUUCGACUCGCCGUCGGAGCCAUGCUGCUCCCGACUUUCCACCUGGCCGCUCUGCUCCUCCUCUUCGUGUCCGCUGGCCGCUGCGCAGACGCCGCUGCCGGUGGCGAUGGCGGCCGGUUCGUCUACAACGGCUUCAGGGCCGCAAACCUCACCCUCGACGGCGCGGCCACCGUGACGCCGAACGGCCUCCUGAUGUUGACCAACGGCACCAUCCAGAUGAAGGGCCAGGCGUUCCACCCGUCCCCGCUGCCGUUCCGGGACCCGAAAGCCCCGAACGCCACCGCCGCGCGGUCCUUCUCGACCACCUUCGUGUUCGCCAUCUUCGGGCAGUACACCGACCUGAGUAGCCACGGCCUAGCGUUCUUCGUCGCCGCGGACAGGGCGGUGCUGUCCACCGCGCUGCCGGGCCAGUUCCUGGGCCUGCUCAACAACACCAACGACGGCAACCGGAGCGCCCACGUCUUCGCCGUGGAGUUCGACACGCUCUUCAACGCCGACUUCCACGACCUGAACAGCAACCACGUCGGCGUCGACGUCGACAGCCUGGAGUCGCGCGUCGCCGCGGACGCCGGGUACUACGACGACGCCACCGGGCUGUUCCGGAACCUGAGCCUGAUCAGCCGGAAGGCGAUGCAAGUCUGGGUGGACUACGACGGCGCGGCCACGCAGGUCACGGUGACCAUGGCGCCUAUAGGCUUGGCCAGGCCCAAGAAGCCGCUGCUGCAGACCACCGUCGACCUCUCCGACGUGGUGCAAGACGCGGCGUACGUCGGGUUCACGUCGGCGACGGGCGUCCUCUUCUCGCGCCACUUCGUGCUCGGCUGGAGCUUCGGGCUCGACGGGCCGGCCCCGGCGCUGAACAUCUCGGUGCUGCCUGCCUUGCCGCCCGCGGGGCCCAAGCCGCGGUCGAAGGUCUUAGUGAUCGUGCUGCCCAUAGCGUCUGCCACGCUGGUGUUCGCCGUCGGCAUCGCGAUUUACGCCUUGGUGCGGCGGCGGAUCAAGUACGCCGAGCUGCGCGAGGACUGGGAGAUCGCGUUCGGGCCGCACAGGUUCUCGUACAAGGACCUGUUCCAUGCCACCAAAGGGUUCAGCGACAAGCAGCUGCUCGGCGCAGGAGGGUUCGGAAGCGUCUACAAGGGCGUUCUCCGCAAGUCCAACACGGAGACGGAGGUCGCGGUGAAGAAGGUGUCUCACGAGUCCAAGCAGGGUAUGAAGGAGUUCAUCACCGAGGUUGCGAGUAUGGGACGGCUGCGGCACCGCAACCUCGUGCAGUUAAUCGGCUACUGCCGGCGCAAAGGUGAACUUCUCUUGGUCUACGAUUACAUGCCAAACGGUAGCCUUGAUAAAUACCUGUAUGAUCGAAGCAAGGGUGGAUUGGAUUGGCCUCAGAGGUUUCGUAUCAUCAGAGGAGUGGCCUCUGGACUACUAUACCUCCAUGAGGAUUGGGAGCAAGUUGUGAUCCAUCGAGAUGUUAAGGCAAGCAAUGUGCUCCUCGACGCCGAAAUGAAUGGACGCCUAGGAGAUUUCGGCCUUGCAAGGCUGUAUGAUCAUGGAGCCGAUGCGCAUACUACACAUGUGGUGGGCACCAUGGGGUACCUAGCCCCUGAAUUGGGCCACACCGGCAAGGCAACUCCGGCGACCGAUGUCUUUGCUUUCGGGGCAUUCCUUCUGGAGGUCACCUGUGGACGAAGACCGAUUGAGCAAGACGAGCACGGCAAUCGCACCGUGCUCGUGGAUUGGGUAACUGGACGUUGGCGCAGGGGAUUGAUCAUCGACGCGGCGGACACGAUGACCCCAGAUGGUUUUAAUCCUGAUGAGGUCUCUCUGGUACUGAAACUUGGGCUGCUCUGCUCGCAUCCAUUGCCCAAUGCAAGGCCGACCAUCCGGCAGGUCAUGCAGUACCUCGACGGCGACAUGGUCCUUCCGGACCUGUCACUGGAGCAUUUUGGCUUCACUGUAAUGGAGCAGAUGUAUAGCAGGGAGUUCGACAAGAAUAUGACGAUGCCAUGUGUGUCGUCCACGAGCAUGGGUACCGUUUCUGAUAUCUCUGGAGGAAGGUGAUAGAAUCUUGCAGUUAGGGAGUGUAACCAUUUAUCUGUUUCCUCUGUAAUAAGAAAUGUAGGUUCUCGUGUCAUAGUACUGAGUACUGAAUUCUUCUUAUAUUUAACACGGUUCA
Messenger RNA from Panicum hallii, 2272 nucleotides. RefSeq names its product L-type lectin-domain containing receptor kinase IV.1-like. The coding region runs from base 46 to 2157 and encodes 703 amino acids. Gene Ontology annotation, molecular function: protein kinase activity; carbohydrate binding; ATP binding. The record is from RefSeq and is a predicted model, not a curated record. NCBI's taxonomy places the organism in Eukaryota, Viridiplantae, Streptophyta, Magnoliopsida, Poales, Poaceae. Gene Ontology annotation, cellular component: plasma membrane. Gene Ontology annotation, biological process: protein phosphorylation. The transcript has a single exon.